GUUGCAGGGAAAAGUUUUGCAUCAUUGAACGACAAGCCAUCAACAAACGAUCUUCUAUCAUCAACAUAGCCACAACCAACCAUGUUGUUGUGAUCGGAAUCUCGUUUCCCAUCGCAAUAUGACCCAAAUAUCCUCUGCCCAAAUUUUCUGCGUGAAAAAGUCGCUAUCACGCGCGGAAAUUCUCGCAUUCACCCCGUCACACAACCCGCUAUCGCCAUGCGGCCCCAAGCUCCGAGAGUCGUGAGGCAACGCAAACUCAACAAAAGCGUGCCCCAACCGGUUCUGAGAGAAGACCAGAUCGAGUCUGCUGAGUUUGACUCUCUUCAGAAUCAACAACACGUCGAAACUGGGGUAGAGCGGUCAGAAGAAAAUGUGAGUUUCACGUGAUGUCAUGACUUAGUCACGUGUCUUACCCGGAUAAUGCAUUGUUCGCUGACUCAAUGAUGAUCAGGAAUACCAUUUGCAGGCCGCCUUGGCAGCCAACUCGGCCAGAACAGAGAAGGAUGAGGAAAAAGAGAUCCCUGCGCCUCCAGCACAGGAAAGUACUGACAUCAAAUACGAUGAGCUGUACACUUUGCAAUUCGUCCGCCCUAAUACUUACAUUCGCUUUUCCGAUACUGUCGAAGAAGCGUGCGGUUGUCCAUAUGACAUGACAACCGAGGACGACGUUUUUCUGAAAGGGUAUAAUCAAAAGAAAAGUGCGAGCAAUCGAUGCUCAGAGGAUGACUUUGAGAAGAUAAUGGAUGUUUUUGAACUCACUGCUCAAUCCCAGGCACCUUUCGCAUCUGUUGACAACCACGUCGUCCCUUUUGAGAGAAUGAAGCCGGAAUUACUGAAGACACAGAUUGGCCCGAAUGGACUACCACUAAAGCAGAAUAUGGUCGACAAGCUCUUGGGGUUCGCUAAAGAUAUCUACGAGCACUGGAGGGAACGAAGACGCAUCUCGGGAAAUAAUCCAAUCCAACCAAGUCUGAAACGUGAGAUACACCAAGAAAAUGAUGAUGCCGAUCCGUAUGUGUGUUUCCGUCGUCGUGACGUCCGGGCACCUAGGAAGACCAGAGCUCGUGAUGUGCAGAGUACCGACAAGCUGAAGCGGUUGAGGAAAGAAAUCGAAGAUGGUCGCGCGCUUGUUGCAAUGGCAUUGCAGCGUGAGAGAACGAAACGAGAUCUUUUGAAUAUUGACAAAAGUAUCUUUGAACAACGUACGAAACUCAAGGAGGCCAAGAUUAGACUCGGUAUCAAGGGCGAUGACGAGGAUCUCAUCAACCAAAAGGUAAAACAUCUAAAUCCUGAUUUAGUGACCAUCGCUGACUCAGAGCAGCCACAGAAGAGGAAGAUUUCGGAUUUCGCUCCCAGCAUGCAGCGUCCACCUCCAGGUCAGCAGCUACGCAUGCCGCCUCAAGUUGAUGGACGUAUGCUCAAUACUGAACUCGUGCAAUUGCGUGAUUUGCUUGCGCAACGACAGCGUGAACUUGACAAAGAGGUCGAAGAAAAAACCAUGCAGCAUCGUGUAUGGAACCAAAAUCACAUCGACGUAACCCGAGAACCCCUCUCGCCAGUACAUGGGCAAGGAUCCGAUACUGGUUUCCGUCCCGCCACAGCCCAGUACCAAUACUUGAUGACGCCUCCUUCUUCUGUGACUUCAGAAUCCUUUGAUCAUCCAUCUCCCGGCCAUGAAAGUCAUGAACCACUUACAGUCCGAUACAGUAGUCCUCCCCAUGAAGAAGAAAGUCGGUCACAGCCAGCAUAUCGUAGGCGAAUUGGUCGUGGCGGACGUCUGUGGAUUGACCGUAGAGGCAUGUCUUCGGCAGCGAAGGGAGCUGUGGACGAGGUUGUGUUUGAUCGAUGGAAAUUUGAUCAGGACGACGAUGAAGAGCAGCCUGUCUAUGAAGUAGACCCAUACGACACAAAGGCUUUACGGUUCCGUGCUACCAUACCAUUCCCUCCUCAUCUUUAUCCUCAACAUCCUAGACAGGACAAUAGAAGCCGACCUCCUGGGGCUAGUCCGUUGAAUAAUCGGACAGUUGCAGCACCCGCGGUAGCGGUACAGCAGCAGCAACCGCCAGCGCCAGCACCGACUUGA
Messenger RNA from Hymenoscyphus albidus, 2083 nucleotides. The record is from the annotation of a GenBank genome assembly. NCBI's taxonomy places the organism in Eukaryota, Fungi, Ascomycota, Leotiomycetes, Helotiales, Helotiaceae.